CCGGCGGCGGCGGGGAAGAUGGCGUACCAGAGCCUCCGGUUGGAGUACCUGCAGAUCCCACCGGUCAGCCGCGCCUACACCACCGCCUGCGUCCUCACCACCGCCGCUGUGGUGAGCAGCUGCAGCGCCAGCUUCUCAUUAUCCGGGCUGGAUAUAACCGGGUCCUCGGGAAACGGGUUUGGGCCUCCGGGAAGCUCAGAGGGGUUGGUCUCAAAGCAGUUGGAAUUGAUCACACCUUUUCAGUUGUACUUCAAUCCCGAAUUAAUCUUUAAACACUUUCAAAUAUGGAGGCUAAUCACCAAUUUCUUAUUUUUUGGGCCAGUUGGAUUCAAUUUUUUAUUUAACAUGAUUUUUCUAUAUCGUUACUGUCGAAUGCUAGAAGAAGGCUCUUUCCGAGGUCGGACAGCAGACUUUGUAUUUAUGUUCCUUUUUGGUGGAUUCUUAAUGACUCUUUUUGGUUUGUUUGUGAGCUUAGUCUUCUUGGGCCAGGCCUUUACAAUAAUGCUUGUCUACGUGUGGAGCCGAAGGAACCCAUAUGUCCGCAUGAACUUCUUCGGCCUUCUCAAUUUCCAGGCCCCCUUUCUACCCUGGGUGCUCAUGGGCUUUUCCUUGUUGUUGGGGAACUCAAUCAUUGUGGACCUCUUGGGUAUUGCAGUUGGACACAUAUAUUUUUUCUUGGAAGAUGUAUUUCCCAAUCAACCUGGUGGAAUAAGAAUUUUGAAAACACCAUCUAUUCUGAAGGCUAUUUUUGAUACACCAGAUGAAGAUCCAAAUUACAAUCCACUACCUGAGGAGCGGCCAGGAGGCUUUGCCUGGGGUGAGGGCCAGCGCCUCGGCGGCUAAAGUGGCAGUGCCAAUAACGAGACCCAGCUGGGAAGGACUCAGUGACAUACCCAUUGGGAUUCUUUUAUCCUUUGUGUUGCAAAAGUAUGGACACUUUUGACAGCUUGACAAGAUUUUGACUCCAGAAGCACUUUAUGAAAUGACACACUGAUUAAUCCAGAAGACAUUUCCAGCAGUUUGCCAGUGGUUCCUCACUACACUGGUACUGAAAGUGUAAUCUCUUGGAGCCAAAAAACUGGAGACACAAAUAGCCUGCUGCCUCUAAGGAACAAGUACCUGAGUACUUGAGUUGUGUGGUGACGGGCAGAGUUUUUCCUCUUCCUCCUCCUCUUUGAUAGACGAGGCCGUGGUGUAAAUGGAAGUUUCAGAGAGGACAAAAUAAAACUGAAUUCCAUCUCUCUCUCA
This is a messenger RNA of Balaenoptera acutorostrata (minke whale), 1248 nucleotides long. RefSeq names its product derlin 2 (gene DERL2). Lineage: Eukaryota; Metazoa; Chordata; Mammalia; Artiodactyla; Balaenopteridae. Gene Ontology annotation, molecular function: misfolded protein binding; ubiquitin-specific protease binding. Gene Ontology annotation, cellular component: Hrd1p ubiquitin ligase ERAD-L complex; endoplasmic reticulum membrane. Bases 19 to 843 code for a protein of 274 amino acids. The transcript is spliced from 7 exons. Gene Ontology annotation, biological process: endoplasmic reticulum unfolded protein response. The record is from RefSeq and is a predicted model, not a curated record.